Molecule: messenger RNA, 3200 nt
Organism: Thecamonas trahens ATCC 50062
Lineage: Eukaryota; Apusomonadida; Apusomonadidae
Product: leucyl-tRNA synthetase
Exons: 2
Coding region: 1-3036 (1011 amino acids)
Biological process (GO): leucyl-tRNA aminoacylation
Molecular function (GO): aminoacyl-tRNA deacylase activity; leucine-tRNA ligase activity; ATP binding
Source: RefSeq, a predicted model, not a curated record
AUGCUCACGCAGAAGCCAUCGAAGAAGCGUGACGAUCUGCUCAACAUCCAGGCUGCGGCACAGGCGCGUUGGUCUGCGGAACAGAUUUUUGAGCAGGAUGCCAAGACGGACAUUCCUGCCGGCGAGAAGAACAAGUACCUGGUCACCUUUCCCUACCCGUACAUGAACGGCCGGCUCCAUCUGGGGCAUGCCUUCUCGCUCUCCAAGACCGAGUUUGCGGUCGGCUACGAGCGGCUCAAGGGCAAGGACUGCCUCUGGCCGUUUGCCUUCCACUGCACCGGGAUGCCGAUCAAGGCAUGUGCCGACAAGCUCGCCUACGAGAUCGCCACCUUUGGCAACCCGCCCGUGUUCCCGGCCGACGAGCCCGAGGCCGACAACGCCGACGAGGCUGACGGCGCCGACGCGGUGGCGUCGUCGUCGAUGCCGGGCAAGGCGCCCAAGGGCAAGCAGCGGUCGAAGGAGAAGACCAAGGGAACCGGCAAGAAGUACCAGUGGAACAUCAUGCAGGCGCUCGGCAUUCCCGACGAGGACAUUCCGGCCUUUGCUGACGCCCAGCACUGGAUCGACUUUUUCCCGCCGCGGUGCCAGCUCGACAUGCAGGCGUUUGGCGGCAAGAUCGACUGGCGCCGCUCGUUCUACACCACCGACGUCAACCCGUACUACGACGCCUUUAUCCGGUGGCAGUUCCGCCUUCUCAAGGCGCAGAACCGCAUCGAGUUUGGCAAGCGCCCGUGCGUCUUCUCGCCUAAGGACGGCCAGCCGUGCAUGGACCACGAUCGUUCGUCCGGCGAGGGCGUCAAGCCGCAGGAGUACACCCUCAUCAAGCUCAAGCUCCUCGAGCUGCCGGCGUCGGGUGUCCUCGACGCGCUCGCCGACAAGGCCAUCUUCCUUGUCGCCGGCACCCUCCGCCCGGAGACCAUGUACGGGCAGACCAACUGCUGGGUCGGGCCGGACCUCGAGUACGGAGCCUUUGCCCUCGACGCCGACGCCUCGGAGGUCGUCAUCUGCACCGACCGCUGUGCCCGCAACAUGUCGUUCCAGAACUCAUCGCCGGUCUUUGGCGAGGUGAACAAGCUUGCCUCGCUCACCGGCGCCGACCUCCUCGGCCUCCCGCUGGAGGCUCCGCUCGCCUCGUACGAGCGUGUCUACGCCCUCCCCAUGAUGACCAUCAAGCCGGGCAAGGGCACUGGCAUCGUCACCUCGGUCCCCUCGGACGCUCCCGACGACUUCCAGGCCCUCGAGGACCUCAAGCGCAAGGACGCGCUCCGCGCCAAGUUUGGCAUCACCGACGAGAUGGUCCUCCCCUUUGAGCCCGUCCCCAUCAUCGACAUCCCGUCCAUCGGCAACCUCGCCGCGCCCAUUAUGUGCAAGCAGCUCAAGAUCCAGUCGCAGCACGACCGCAAGAAGCUUGACGAGGCUAAGGAGAUUGUUUACAAGAAGGGCUUUUAUGAGGGCGUCUUCCUCGUCGGCGACCACGCCGGGUCCAAGGUCGAGGACGCCAAGGAUGCCAUCCGCGACGCCCUCAUCGCCGACGGCAAGGCCUUCAAGUACUGGGAGCCCGAGGGCGUCGUCGUCUCGCGCUCGGGCGACGAGUGCGUCGUCUGCCUCGCCGACCAGUGGUACCUCAACUACGGCGACCCCGAGUGGAAGGCCCUCGUCGCCAAGAACCUCUCCUUCCUCAACACCUACCACGCCGAUACCCGUGCCAAGUUUGAGGCCACCCUCGACUGGCUCCGCGAGUGGGCCUGCUCGCGCUCUUACGGCCUCGGCACGCGCAUCCCCUGGGACGACGAGUGGCUCAUCGAGUCGCUCUCCGACUCGACCAUCUACAUGGCCUACUACACCAUCGCCCACAUGCUGCAGGGCGACAUUGGUGGGUCGAGCCCGGGCUCGUCUGGCAUCCCGCCCGAGGCUGUCAACGACGCCCUCUUCAACUACGUCUUCCUCGGCUCAAACGAGACGUCUGAUCUCGCAGACGGCGUCGACGUGGCCGCUCUCGACGCCAUGCGCGCAGAGUUUGAGUACUGGUACCCGGUUGACCUUCGCGUCUCGGGCAAGGACCUCGUCCCCAACCACCUCACCUUUUUCAUGUACAACCACGCCUCCAUCUUCCCUCAGGACAAGUGGCCACGUGCCAUUCGUGUCAACGGCCACCUCAACCUCAACGGUGACAAGAUGUCCAAGAACACCGGCAACUUCCUCUCGCUCCGCGACGCCAUCGAGACCUACUCGGCUGACGCCACGCGCAUCGUCCUUGCCGACGCCGGCGACGGUCUCGACGACGCAAACUUUGAGGAGGCUGCCGCCAACAAGGCCAUCCUCCGCCUCACCGCCUUUGUCGCCCUCGUCGAGGAGACCCUCUCCGGUGACUUUGCCACCCGUGAUGCCGACGCCGACGCCUCGGCCACGCCCGACAUUGCCCUCUUUGACAGCAUCUUUGCCGCACACAUCGACCGCACCAUCCACGCCACAGACGCCGCCUUUGCCGACGCCCUCUACCGCGAGGCCCUCCUCUACGGCUGGCACGAGUUCCAGUCGACUCGCACCGCCUACUGCGACCGCCUCGGCUCCGCCGCCCUCCCCUCCAAGUCCCUCAUCAUGCGCUACAUCGAGGCCCAGGCCCUCCUCAUCGCACCCUUUGCCCCGCACACCGCAGAGCACGUCUGGGGCCUCCUCGGCAACUCAGAGUCCAUCAUGCGCGCCUCGUGGCCCGUCGCGAGCGCCCCGGACCAGGCUAUCCUCGCCGCGGACAACUUUAUCAACACCUUCCUCCACAAGUGCCACCGCCACCUCGACCGCCUCGCUCGCAAGGAGGGCGUCACUGUCUCCAAGGGCACCAUCUUUGUCGCCCGCGAGUACCCGCCCUGGCAGGUUGCCAUCCUCGAAGCGCUCGCCCCCAUGUACUCGCCCGAGGCUUCGCCGGACGCAAAGGGUCUGCCUUCGCACUUCCCGACAACCGCACCAUCGCCAAGACUGUUGGCAAGCUCGCCGCCAUCCCCAAGAAGCUCAAGAAGAAGGCCAUGCCGUUUGCCAUGAAGUGUGUCUCUGAGGCCAACGCCACAGGCCCCGAUGCCCUCGCAUCCACCCCGUCCUUUGACGAGUUUGGCAUUCUCACCACCGUCAAGGAUUUCCUCAAGGCCUCCUUCUCCCUCGACGAUCUCUCUAUCGAGGAGGCGCCCGCCGACUCCAAGGCCCUCCCG